Molecule: messenger RNA, 507 nt
Organism: Drosophila biarmipes
Lineage: Eukaryota; Metazoa; Arthropoda; Insecta; Diptera; Drosophilidae
Product: cuticle protein 16.5-like
Exons: 2
Coding region: 37-393 (118 amino acids)
Source: RefSeq, a predicted model, not a curated record
UUUCGAACCGAAAGCACCAACAAAUCAACCAUCACAAUGUUCAAAUCCGCCGUUGUUAUCCUCGCCCUCGUUGCCUGUGCUGCUGCCAAGCCCGGCCUCCUGGGCGCCCCUCUGGCCUACACUGCUCCCCUGGCCUACUCUGCUCCCCUGGCCUACACUGCCCCCGCUGCCGUGGUAGCAGCUCCUGCUCCAGUCGUGACCGCCACCAGCAGCCAGGUGAUCGCCAGGAACUACAAUGGAAUCGCCGCUGCUCCAGUGAUUGCUCCCGUGGCAGCUCCAGUGGCAGCUCCAGUGGUCGCCAAGUACGCAGCUGCUCCUUUGGCCUACUCCUCCCCCUUGGCGUACUCCGCCCCCCUUACCUACGCCGCUGCUCCAGCACCACUGUUCAUCUAAAUCAAACUGUGAUCAGUUAUCAAUAAUCAUCUUAGAUAAAUCAUAUACAUAUAAAAUAAAUGAUUGUUGCCACUUAGAUGUUUGUUCUUUAUAUUGAUUAGUGAACAACACUGU